AUAAUUCUGGGAAACUCCUUAAUGCAGAAUGAGACCAAACCUUUCUUGGAAUUUAGUGCAAUACAACAUAAAGAUUCAGACAGUGUUCUCUCAGCUUUAAUGAAAGAUGGACAUAGUCAAACGGCACAAUCAAAUUUAGCCCUUGAAAGAGUCAGGCAAACUGCAAAAUCCUUUAUAAUGCAGGGAAGUCUAGAUACAAAAUGUACUGUGACCAAAGGAAAAGACAGUUGUGAUCUAUUGGCCAGUUCAGUAAGAAAUAUUGCUGUCCAGAAACCAAAGAACCAUAGAGAUCUGUUGAGGAACGAUGGAGGAUAUAUUUCAGCAGAAGCUCUGUUACAGGCUGCAGCCAACCCAGAGGAUUCUGAAGGCAAGAUCAGUGAACUCAGGACAACUGAUGAUGAACGUUUCAAUGAGGAGGAGACUGUUUGUUCUGAAAAACUCCAGAUGAUAAACAGAGGUUUCAUUUCACAGCAACAAAGUGUUGUGAGUAAUGUUGUGUCAAACAAAAAGGAAGAAUUUUUAUUAAGAAACAAAGGUAAUGACAAAGAGGCGACCAAGAUUUCAUGCAAUCCUGAUGUUGAAGACUGCUUGCACUGUACAGGCAACCCAUGUAAUGGUGACUCACAGGAUCAGCAGUGUGAGAAUAUACUUUCAGAAGAAACCACUGGAUUAACUUCACCUACAUGUGAGCAAAGUGUUCCCAAUUUUAAUACAGAAGAACCGCAAACAAAUGUUGGGAGCAGGCUUUGUGACAGAUUUAAUCUAGAUUGCAAUAUUCUGACAAAGUUGAAUAGUGCCUAUUGUACACUUCCAAAGAAACACAACAUUCCUGCUGAGUCUCUUUCAAGGGAUCACCUGCAUCAGCCUUUUAUCCAAGAACCUGAAAAUAUUAACAUGCUAAUUAAAGAAGAAUCAGAAAUAUCACAUGGUCCCAACACGGAGAGAGUCCCUAUAAAUGAAAGCAUGACGUACCAACUGGAAUCGAUCAAUACUCAGCGAAAUAGGAGCGGAUCAAAAGCUGAAGUUAACCAAUCUGUGCAUGACCAUAAAAAAAGAGAUGUCAACCAGAAUGAUGUGGCCACUGACUUACAAACAGUCCAGUUUAUUAAAGAAAGCAACGUAAGAGAAAAAAGAUAUAGAAGUGUUUCUGCCACAAAUUUCUUAGAUUAUGAAGAAAUUGGAAUCGACAACGUCAAUGAAGCAAAACUGAACAAAGAUAACAUGGUGAAUGGUGCAGUUCAAAGCAAUCUAUGUUACUUUGGUGUCAGCCUUCCAUCAGAUUUGACUGAAGACUCAGUAAUGAUGACAGAUGCUGGAUUUCUGGGCGAACCUAGAGAUUGUGAAGUCCCUGUUGAAAAGCAGGUUUAUUCAGUAGGAACUUUCAUAGAUGUUCAGACAAUUGCCUGUGGAGGAGGAGAAGGGCUCUUUGGGGAUGCUGAUGAUGGUCAGACCAGAGUUAUUUGUACAGAGCCCAUUCAGAGGGAUGGAGUGGCAUCUGACUGUCAAGAACAAGGCAACUCCAAGGGUAACAGUCCAGUGAAUGGUGCAGCAGAGAGAUUUGGCAGCAAUUCUGGAACAACUGACCAUUACUUUCAAAAGACAUCUCUGAUAACGAGAAGGUCCAGUGUGGCAAAAAUAAAUGGUAGUGCCAGAACGACCAGUGUGGACUUAAUAAAUGACUCCAAAGCCUGUGAACAUUUCAGAUUACAUAAAAACAGAGGUGAAUGUAUAGCUAAAAUUGGAAAAGAACCUAAUGAAGUAUUGUUCUUUUGUAGUGAGGAUCUUGAACAAUUGAAUGAGAGUGACAGUGAUGAAGUAAGAGCAUCGCAAAAGGCAACAGAAAUAAAAGAAGACAGGCCAUCUGGGAGCUUCAACUCUUCAAAAUAUAGCUCAGAACAAACCUGUGUGACCCAAUGUGUUACAGAAAAUGAAGAUGUAUUAGGUCAAACAUCAAAGGAGAGAUCUCAGUUGUGUGAUUGGUCUUGCAGAGUUACAGAAGCUUGUAACUCAAUGGCCACAUCAAGUCUAGCUUUUCAUAGUGAGAUCAAUGCUUCUUAUGAUGCUGGUCAUACAAGAAAAGCAGUAAGACCAGCUCAGCAAGAGAAUGCUAUGGCAGCUCAGAAUAUUGGGAUAGAAAGCAAGAGCUAUAUUGAAACAUCCUCAAACCAAAUAGAAUCAAAGUAUGAUUGUGAACUUCAAAUGAAAACUGAUCUACUAAUGCAUCCAGCUAAGGGGAAUGAAAUGUUGACUGAUAAUGUUCAAGAUGUGAGCAGAAUAAUUCUUGAAUCUAAUGAAGAAGGAGAUGCCAUGGACUUGAUUCAAGAGAAGAAUGUAGUUGUUGAAUUUGAAGACAGGGCUAAUGGUGGGAAUGCAGCGGGCAUAAGUUAUGGAGCAGUCACUGUGGGUAAUCAGUUGCCCUUCACAGUGGUUGACUGCACUCUAGGUAAAUGUGAGAACAAUGAACCCUCAAGUAUGUCUAAACCUGAAACUGCAGAGAGAAUGCCUAAAAACAGCGAACCUGUCAAAAGUUUAACAGAAAGUAAAAUCUCUAUGGAAACCAAAACUACAGCUGAACAAAAUGGAAGUGCUUUGUUUAUUCACAAUGACAAUCAAGAAACCAAACCAUCUGCCUGCCAGCUUGUGGACAGAUCAAUACCAUACUCGCGAACUGAUAACAGUUCCCAGCAACACUGUCUGCACCCAUUGUCACCUCCAACAUUUGCUAAAAAUGAUAACCCGAUGGGCUCAAAUUCAAAAGAAUCUGCAACCAGAAAUGAGCAGCAUAUUAUAUGUGAAGAAAAUGUGUUAAGCUUCAGCAGAAACAAAACUGAACAUCUAGUCUCCACCAAAACGUCUCUUGUAACUAAUAGAACUUGCUCUUCCAAUGAUCAAAGCUUUCGAUUUGCUACAUGUAUGGCACAUGGAACUGAAAUUAGACAAACCCUCCCAGGCAAAUAUUCCCAAGAUAUGCCACAGGACGUUGUCAUUACUUCGGCAAUGGGGGAAGUUGAUUGUGAAAUAAAGGAGCAGGACUCUGCAGAUAUUUUCAGAAGUAUAAAGUCAGCAGCAAGUUGCAUGAAUAGCUUUAACAAAGAAGAACAAAGUCUCUCUCAAGAGAAAGCACUGCCUGUAAUUGAAAACUCAGACUGUGAGACACUUCAAGAGAUUGAUUUGUUUGAAAUGGUUUCUGAAGGGAGUGAGGUCUGUUCGGCAGCGUCACUGUGUGAUAUUGAUGGGCAUUCAUUCACCAGUCAGCAAUUGCAGACAACUCCAGAAUGUGUGCAAGCAGAAUUAGGGAAGCAUGCAGCUGUGCAUUUCAAAGCAUUGCCAAUGCCACCAGAGAACAACUGUGUGGUUGAUUCUGUAGAACUUAGUUUGACCUCGAGUAAGGCUGGUUCUACAGCUGAUGAGAAUUUACAUUUGAGGAGACUGGACAGUGAAUUGUUUUGUAAGCAUAUUACACAGCAGCAGUUAGCUAAAAGUAUAGCCAUGACUGACAGAGCCACCUGUUCGAAGGCCACUCCUUUACAGCAGAACAGUGGACAAGGUAAAUUAUAUGAAGAGCCGAUCUCCACUCCAAAGCCGAUAGGAACCAUCCCAGACACAGACAUCCCACAACCAAGGGGGAACUCUGUUGUACAGCAAGAUAUGAGCGAGGUUGUGGAGUCCGCUCAGUCCUGUUUCAUCGGUAAAGACAAUUUUGAGGAAAUCAGUGGAGAAAACGCUGGUGCAAGUGGAUGUCAAACUGACAGCACUUUCUCCAGGAAGGAUGAAUGUUCAGGAGCAGGGACCAUAUUGCCAAGUCAGGGUAUAGUGUUAAAGGAGGUGAUAGGUAGACAUGUAAUGUGGUACCAACUUGAUGCACCGGCUAUUUCUAAUGUGAGUGAUUUCCAGAUUGAUGAGCAAGCAGACCAUUCAGACCAGGCCAGGUUUGUACUGCACCAUUUGGUGAAGGCUGGUGCUGAGGCUGUCAACCAUCGGAAGCAGGAAACUUGUGAGAGUGUAGUUUAUUCUGGUCUAAUUGUGCCAAGCUCGGGCAUUGUAGAUGCCAAGGACUCCUUUCAAAAGCAGGAUGCUUUUAAAGUCCAUCAACUUUUACACAAUCCAAACACACGCAGUACAGCUUUGUCAGGCUUUCAUGUCGAAAGCCAAAGUGAAGCUAUUAAAAUUUCUCAGCUCGAGUCACGUGAAAGUCAGGUUGGAUGUGGGAAACUGGAAGUAUCGCUGAAAGGUUCACUUGAGAAUCAGCAUGAGGAAGCAAAUACAAAGAGGUGCACAUCAUCCAUAUCUGUCUUGGUGAAACCAGAAGAAAAGAAGGUCUCAAAUGAACAGAGGUUGUGUCUUCACAAGCAAAAACCAAUUGAAAUUCAGACACAAGCCGGUGAUGGAAAGCCCAUCAUGCCUCCAACAACUGGGCUAAAUUCCCUGGAAAGUGCAUUGGAUUCUGAGCUGUUAACAAAGCCCCCUGCAUCAGAAAUGGACCAAAACUAUUCUCAUUCAAAAAGGCGUCAGCAUUCUAUCCAAGAGCAAUCUUCGAGCACUCCCAGCUUGACAGAUCCUUCUCUCUUAGCGACAGGAGUUAAGUGCCAGGAUGACCAUUUCUCAAAUACUGACCAGUUACACACAUUCACACCACAGAGCUUCACUGAAUCAUUUAGGCACCAGAAACCUAUCACCUUGGAUUGCAGAAAGCAAGGGGAGGAUUCUUCAGUGAGCUUGACUGAUGGGGAUCUUACUUCAGAGCUAACUGAGGAUUCAUUAAAUUUGCUUGUAGCAAUAUCAGAACAACCUUCAAAGCUGGUAGAAAAAUCUGCUGCAUCUUAUAGUAAGACAGCUGAAACAGCUGGGUGUCCUCAGAACGGCAAAGACAAAAAUAUACCUGACUCGGCCAAUAAGAAGUCAGUGCAGAAGGAGGUAAAUGGUAGUGAAAGGUAUGAAGAAGCACACUUACAGCUGCAAGGUAUACGGAGUGCUUCUAAGCAAGAACAGCUUUGCAGUGGAGGUGCCAAUAAAAAUCAUGAAGUCUCCACCCAUGUAAAACAGGAGAAAAAGUCCCACUCUGCCACCAAAGUUGACUUCAUACCUCAACACCCACCAGAGUGCAGUAACAAACCCAGUGUUCAAACCAGGAUUCAGAGAGUGGUUGAGCCUGCUACAUCAGAAUGUAAAUCAGAAGUGCACCGCAGUGACAGCCACACAAACUUCUGCACAUCUGUCUAUCAGAAACAGCAAUUAACAGAAUUACAGCAGACUCAGAAUCAGUUAACCCCUGAACAUAAACUUAGUUUUGAGGCCAAACUGCAAACAAAAGAUCUGAAUGGUGCUGGUGUAACUCCUGACGUUGCUGAAACAUACGACAAACAUUUCUUUCAAGAAAGUAUUGAUCUGUCAGUCCGAUGUAAACAAAUUGGAAAAUCAGGUCCUCAGUCGCAUGCAAGCAACAAAUGUACAGAAAUGAAUCGAAUAUGCCACGCCACAGAUCUCUUGACACUUUCAGAUGCUCCUCGCAGUAAUUGUUGUGUACAUUCUUCAGUAACUGAAGUCAGUGAUGGUUCAGGUGAGAGGUUCAGCACAACUACGACGAAUGUUCUAAAGAAGAAAUCACAAAGGAUGAGAUCUAAGCCAGUUAUAGAUGUAACAAAGGACUCUUCGAGUUCAGAUGAAGAAGUUGACAUUGAAUUCCUUUCACUUAAAGAGCUUCGAAGCAGACGGUGUCAGAGGGAUAAUAGCAAGUCGCAAUCAUGUAUUUGUAAAUGCAAAGGCUCAGUAAAUACAAAUGGUGCUAAACAUGAAGAGAUGAGGUCCCCACUGUUGAAACAGAAACAAUCUGCACCAGUUGUCCACAUCUCCUCAUCCAACAUGGAUCCACCAGUGCAGGAUUCCAGUGGGUACAGCCCCACUGCGGCCCUGAUCACAAACUCUUUUGAUGCUUUCAAUUCAAGUGAUGCUGCAGUAUCAACAUACAGAGAACAGGUUGUGUACCGAAUGGAAGCAGACACAGGAAAGGAUAUGGAUGAGAAUCUUUGUCAAAAACUAAAUCUUCGGUCUGACCUUGUAGGAGAGAGAGUUUCAUUAAAUACAGAUUCCAACAUGUCUGCAAUAGACCAUUCCGAGGUAGUUUCACCUUGUAAACAAGGAAAGAGAGAUCUGUUGAUCAAACAGCAAAGCAAUAAGCAUCAGAUCUCAGCAACAUCUUACGAGUCUCAUCCGGGAAUGUUUACAGAAGAGCAGCACCUUCCUGAAGAAAUGAGCUUCUGUAAAGAUCUGAUGCAUUUUGCUUCCAGUGAUAUUAAUCCAUAUGUCCACCAGUGGCAAUGUAAUGAACUGCACAGAGCCAACUGGAAACAGUGUGUCUUUGGAAGCACAAGCAAUGUGCGCAAUGUCCAAUCACAACUCAGUAGUCCUGAUAGUGUUAUGAGAUGUUCCAGUGUUGACAAUGGAUUGAAUGUUCAAACUUCUCCCUUUAGUUCACAUUUAAGUUGUUAUGUCAAUGAAAGAGCAAUAUCUGACACGCUAAGUAAUGUAAGUGACUUCCAAGAUGAGACUUCUGAAGCUGCAUCCUCUGACCCCAAUGACUUUGAUACCUUUCAAAGGUUGUGUGAUCAAUCAAUACCUGCUUCAUUCUUCUGCUCAUCACAGUUUCCACGCCCUAACUGUGAAGUUGAAGAUGCCGGAUCACAAGUUGAUGAAAUUGUACUCCUCUAUCCAACAGAGUCUUCUGUAAAGUCAGCCUCCGAUGGGUCUUUGGAAUUCACCUGCAACCAAGCAACACAAACACCAGGUGGAGUGACCCAGCAAAGGUCCAUACAACAGAGAAUGUGCACCCAAACUCUGCCACAGACACCCAAACCACAAAAUCCCUGGUCAAACCUUGAGAACUUGUCUGCCCAUCUUUCACAGCUUCUCCAUAGCACCACAGAGCUGCUGGGUAACAUUCAUCCAAACACAAACUACCUGAAUGAAAUUAUUUCACCAUCCAAUCGAAUGCCUGGUGCAUCAGGAAUAGCCAAAACUGCAGACUGCUGUACUCAGACAGCCAUGGAUGUAGCCAUUCAGACAGAAACCUUAUCUCUCAGUCCAGAGGAAGAUGGCCUGGAAAAUGCAAGAAAGGAAGUGCUGAGCUCUCCAGAGGUUAAUGUUAUUGUGAGAGUGAUUGGUUCAGAUGUUAACAUGUCUCAGGAACACGCUAAUGUGACAUUAACUCUGCAGGAGCAACAGCAGACCAGUGGUGUGUCAGAUCUCAAUACUCGACAUCACCAAUCACAAUGUUCUUCUCUUUCCACAGAAGGUGGAAAGUCAUCUGUCAGGACCUCAACCCCUGUCUCACUUGACACCCAGAAGUUAGUAUCAAACUCUUCACAAGUUUGUUCAAUCAGUCCAGGUGAUUCACCAGUUGCAACAGCAUCACAGGAGUCAGUGCUCAGUGAUUUUACACAAUGUAUAAAAAGCGUCAGCUCUUUGGAAAGUGCGUCAGAAUUUCCAAAGUUGGAAAUUUAUAGUCCCAGUGUCUUGGAGGAUAGACAAAAGAAGAGUUUUUCACAAGGUUUCCAAGCCAGACAGAAAGCUGCUUUUGCUGAUAUAAAGCCAGCUGAUCUAGUGGACCGAGCCUCAUCCCCUAUUCAGACACUUGAAGCUGGGUCUGCAAGCUGGAGGUCCUGCAGCAAGUCAUUUCAGUACACCGAAGGUGGCGAGCCACAUGGACUGUGGCAUUCUGACUAUUGGAAAAGAAAGCCUAGGUCUGCUUCUUGGUAUGGUUUAAAUGAAAAACAGCAACACGAAAUUAACUUCAGACAAAUGGAAUCAGAAAGUGAACAGAGGGUAGAAACAAACAGUGUGUCUUUGGUUCUAUUUCAUGAGCAAAAUAAAUUCGCCUUCAAUGAUUUGUCAAGCUCUACUCAGUGGGAGAGUACAGCUGAUUCCCAUGAUGGAGUUCAGUCCAGUUCACUCAGUUCAUCUCAGAGCUCGGAAUCAACAAGGGCUUGCAAUGCAGGUCCCAGUCGGCAGUGGGAAAAAAACGCAAUGACAGUAGGUCACAGUGGACAAGUGCCACUUUGUAACUCAACACAGUCAAAGGAAAGUGACUCACAACUGGUUCUUCAUAGUGUUCAGAUGCCGUCUACCUCAAACACUGAAGUAAGGAAACUGGAAAAUUCUUCUGCUUUUCUACCAGCAUACCGCAAUCCUGCACUGAGUUCUUGUACUCCCACUCUUAGUAAAAGUGAUGAUACCACAGUACUGUCGAGAAGGAUAUUUCAUAGAUCUUCCAGUACGCCUUCUGUGCAGCAGAUACCUUUUUCUGAAAAUGGUAUGGAUUUGCAGGAGCGAAAGAGCAGAACAUUACAGGAUCAAAGUCCAAGCCAAAAUGAUUCCAUGAAUGAUUGUAAUUCUGUGUCUGGGACAUCCAUUAUGAGUGAAAAGACAAUUGAAUUUACCACCGAAGAUGCCCAGUCCUUAGUUUCAAGUGAAUGCAACACAGAAAUGCUUCUGAAUGAGAAUCUCUCCACGUCUGACUGCAAUGGACUACCAGUGUUCAGUUCUAGGACAGCUGGCUGCAGAGGCCCAGAAGACUUACCCUUGCAUAACAAGUUCUGCAACUGGUCUGGAGUUCAUUAUAGAUCUCUGUCAACAAGUAGUGGUAUCAGCGAGGUCACUCGUUCUCGCAGACAGACCAAGCAAAAGCAAACCAAAGGCAGGAUGACAGAAGUGGCAGACUUCCAAUCUGAGCUUCAGGGUGUACGGCAGAAGGAGAUUGAAAGCUUGCGCCAGGAGCGUGCUGAGAUCAUGUCAGGAAUGUACCUGGAUUUCAACCAGCACCAACUGACAGUGGAGCUCACUGAAGCCAAGCUGAACUAUGGUCUGGGGGAAACGGAUGCUUUGUUAAGAGUACUUCAGUGUGGAUCAGCAGAUGACAUAAAUGUUUCCAUAAGGCAGAAGCUCUAUGACAGGCACAUGAAAACCAUAAAGGCUUUGAGAAAGGAGAGAAAUGAAAGACUACAGAAAUUCAGAAGGACCCGUAGCCUGAGCCCACAGAAAUAUUUAACCUCACGAUGCCAAAAGUGUCCAACCACCUCCCACGCAGAUCAAGACCAUCCGAGCGCACACAGGGAUUACCUGCAGCGAAUACGCCAAGAACUUGUGGAAAGCACACAAACUCAAGCAGCUGUGAAGGGUACAGAGGAGAGCACUUCUGAGAUUGAGCAUCUAUUGAGAGAUUAUCAGAAGGCACGUGAGGAAGCGAAAAUGGAAAUAGCAAAGGCCACAGAUAAACUCCGUGCAAGGACUGAGAUGGAGAAAUGUCGAUUGCAGCAACAGAUGAUCACGCAGAUAUUGAAGGAGAAAGGAAGGGUGAAGAACGUAGUUAGCAGAAGCAGUUUGUGCAGCGGAUCGAGUCUUAGUCUCUUUUCCAACCCCACAUCAGGCUACAGCAGCAGCAACACUGCCUGUCCAGACAACAACUCUCAAACCAAGAACAAAAGUGGUAUUGAUGCCUUGAUAACUAGUAGAGGGCGGACAGCAUAUCGAAGAUCACAUGUUGAUGUAACAGACCAUCCAGCAGAUGUGACCAUCGAAAGUGUCCACGCUUCCUGCUCACCUGUUGAAUCUGUCUCAGGGAAUAUAUCACACCACAUCAGUCACACCGCAAGUUCUAACUACUUUAAAAAAUACCAGGAUUUGGCAACUCACACUGUAGCUUCUGUUAAAGCAGAGGUCAUGGUGGCGUCCAUCAACAAUCUCAGCAAUCUUCUUCAUGGCAAAUCAGCAGCUGGCUGGAGAUAUCACUGCACAGAAAAAGGGGUCCAAAUAUUCUAUAAGAAAUAUGCCUCCCCAACCAAGCAUGGCUUUCUGGGUGUUGGUGUGAUUGAGAAACCAUUACACUGUGUGUGGUGCAUUGUGAAAGAUCACAGUAAGAGGCAGCUUUACGACAGCUCAGUGAAAACAGUGAAGAUACAUCAGCAACUGGGAAAUGGCAUUGAGCUUGUUUAUCUUGUGAAUGACACCUCUGUGUGCUACCUCAGUCAGCCUCGGGAUUUCUGCUGCAUCAGUGUGGAGGCAAAAGAGGAUCAGCAGUACAUUCUUGCAAUGCAAUCAAUAUAUGAGGAAUCAAUGCCUCGGCCUGUGAAGGAUUUGGUACGAGGGGAAAUGAUGCCGAGUGGUUGGAUUUUGCAGCCUGACACACAGAAUGGAAAGGAAAUAACUAGACUUAUCUACUUGACUCAGGUUGACCUUGGUGCUCCUGCUCUCCCUGCCAGACUGUUGGGGUCAGUUGCUAAGCGACAGCCUUUGUGCAUUGCCAACCUAGCCAGUUUGUUCUCCUGUUGAUUUAUUGUUGUGUAAAGACUGCAUCGGUGCAGCCUCCUCCCUGCUGCAUUACUAAUCUAAUCAGAUUUGGCAUUCAACAACUUGUUACCUGUCUAACUUAAAAUCAGUAAUAUUGAAGGUUGUGUUUAAUAUAUAUAGUUUUGUACAGAUUUUUGUAUUUUAAACAAUGUUACUGCAGUUGCUAGGUCAAUCCUUGUGAAAGCUCAAGACAAUCCUUCCUUCGGGACAAAACACUCAGUGGCUGUUCUGGGUUUUCUAUUAAAUGUACAGUUAAGAUUUUUAUUUUUGUAUGCAAAAUUCCAAUUGUACUUAUUUAUAUAUGUUAUUUUAUACAAUCAAUUCUGAAAUAUAAUUGUCAGAUUCCAUGGAAUUAAGUAAUUUGGAUGGUCAUUAAAUGCUUUGA
Molecule: messenger RNA, 10723 nt
Organism: Chiloscyllium plagiosum (whitespotted bambooshark)
Lineage: Eukaryota; Metazoa; Chordata; Chondrichthyes; Orectolobiformes; Hemiscylliidae
Source: RefSeq, a predicted model, not a curated record